This is a messenger RNA of Elaeis guineensis (African oil palm), 888 nucleotides long. RefSeq lists its product as uncharacterized. The record is from RefSeq and is a predicted model, not a curated record. Lineage: Eukaryota; Viridiplantae; Streptophyta; Magnoliopsida; Arecales; Arecaceae.
UCCCCAUGACCAUGGACUCCUCCAAACGCUCAGCCCUCCUCCUAACCUUCAUGCUCUUUAUUUCCUCCCUUACUCCCAUUGUUGGCUGUGGCCGUUGCCCAUACCCCCCCACCACCAAGCCCAAGCCUCCCAAGUCCAAGCCCCCCAAAGCUAAGCCCCCCAAAGCCAAGCCCCCUAUCAUCGUCAAACCUCCCAUCACCCACCCCCCCAUCAUCGUCAAACCUCCCAUCACCCACCCCCCCAUCAUCGUCAAACCUCCCAUCACCGUCCCCCCGGUCAUCGGAUAUCCACCCAUCACUGUCCCCCCGGUAGUCGGGCGUCCUCCCACCACUCCCCCGGGGACUGGAAACACGCCGUGCCCUCCUCCACCAUCACCACCACCUCCGGCACCGGCGACAUGCCCGGUGGACUCCCUUAAGCUCGGCGCUUGCGUCGACCUGCUCGGUGGGCUGGUGCACAUUGGCAUCGGCGACCCGGUCGUCAACCAGUGCUGCCCGCUGCUCCAAGGCCUCGUGGAGAUCGAGGCUGCUGUGUGCUUGUGCACCACCAUUAAGCUCAAGCUGCUCAACAUUAAUAUCUACCUCCCACUGGCGCUCCAGCUCCUUCUCACCUGUGGCAAGACUCCUCCUCCUGGUUACACUUGCACCAUUUAAACAGGGAGUGGUUGGGGUGUUCCCCAUGGCUAACGAGUAGAAGAGAUUUGCUUGUUUGAUAGGUGACGAGACAUAAGAGGAUAUCAAGUUCGACGUCGCUGAUGUUCUCCUGCUAUUUUUAUGUACACUAGUUUGUGUUGUUCAAUUUAUCAAGACAAUCUGUCUCAUUGUUUUCCUCUCGAAAGCAAAUGUAGUUUGUUUUGAUUUUUGGAGUGGAUGUCUUUACUUCUAUGCA